Molecule: messenger RNA, 987 nt
Organism: Peronospora farinosa
Lineage: Eukaryota; Oomycota; Peronosporomycetes; Peronosporales; Peronosporaceae
Source: the annotation of a GenBank genome assembly
AUGUUGCGGCGGACGGCCAAGUCUCUGGCUGACUCACGCCUCUUACGAUCGCUAUCGCUAAGUGCUUUGUCCUUCAGUACAAUCUCUGUAGGUGUGGGUACGAUUGCACUAUAUGUGGACGCACCAGUAGCGGAUAUGGGGGAUGGCAAGUACGACGGUGGACGACGGGCCGAGGUCUUCCCUAAAUGGCUACAUGACGUGGCACGCGUCCCCCUCUUUGCUGCUGCAACACUCGGAUCCAAGUUUUAUUUGUCAGUCAUGAAUCAGACAAAGGUCGAAGGCGUGGAGCUCCUGAUUCAGCAACUGGAACAGCGGCCAAAGGGGACGGCAGUCAUUACCGUGUCGAAUCAUUCAGCUACAGUGGACGAUCCUGCUGUUUUUGCCAAUAUGAUGCCGUGGAGGUAUGUGUGGCCAUGGAAAGGACGUUGGAGUUUGGCCAGUCAAGAAUAUUGUUAUACAAAGGGAAAACUGGUUUCAGCGUUGUUUUUUGGGGCCAAGACAUUACCAGUGAAGCGUGGUGCUGGCAUUGACCACCAGAUGAUUCAAGCUAUAUUUGAUAAGUUGGAGGAAGGCUCGUGGGUUCAUAUAUUCCCCGAAGGGAAGAUCGUGCAACAUGAAGCACUCGGUGGCAGACCAAGCCCUCGUCGCGAGGAGAUUGGACGUUUAAAGUGGGGCGUGGGCAAACUCAUCGCACGUGCGACCAAGCGGCCAAUUGUGGUGCCCUUGUACCAUUACAACAUGGAGCAGCUCAUGCCGCAGGACGAGAACAAUUCGCUAAUCAGCGUCAUGCCCCGCACGAACCUCAACCUCCGUGUGAUCGUUGGUGAACCACUGUCAUUUGACGACCUGUUUGAGCGGUAUGCAGAUGACCACGUAAUAGGUGCCUCUCCAUGGGAGACGCAGGAGCGUGAGAAAGCGCUGUACUCGGCCAUUACGCGGAGAAUAGAAAAUGCGCUACUAGCACUUGAGAAAAAGCUGCACCAAUAG